AUGAACCUCCCGACGCUGAUAGCGGCCGCCGACGGCGUACACGCGGUCGACAUCGCCACCCUCGCGCGCAUCGACGCAUCCACGGCGCGUCCACGGCCGCUCAACGACGGCCAAAAAGUGUUCGACCGGGACAGCUUUUUCCAAACGCACGACGCCUACGACAUCGCCGAGGCGUCGACGUCGAGCCCGGCGGCCGACGCAGACGUCGUGCACGUAUUCACGCUGACGAACGACGCGCGCGAGGCGUUGGUGCGUGAUCUGGUGCCGCUCGGGCUGCGCAAGUUUCGUCGCGGACGCGAGGACGCCGCGCGGUCGCUCGGCGACCCGGUGCCGGGCCCGGGGAGCGACGUGUCCGUCGUGCGCUCGAACCGUGGGGGCUAUCAGAGCUACGCGGAUUUAUUAGAUUCAUCAGAUUCAGAUUCAGAGAACGACGACGCGGCUGGCGGCGGUGGCGGCGACGACGCCGGCGCUUCCCGUUCCGCCGCCGGCGCGAGCGAUACCGCCGCCGGCGCGCCGACGCGCGCGCGUCUGCGACCCACCACGUGGACGAGCGUUACUGCCAUCGCGCUCGAAGCGUACGCACGCGUGCGCACGAGCGCGCAACGCGAGGACGUGUGUUCGCGAGACGUGUACGGUUGGCUCAACGUCAACGCGCCGGGCGACUUCAACAAACUCCACGCGCACGACAGCGCCGAUCGUUGGAGCGGCGUGCUUUACCUCGCCGUGCCCGAUCUAUCCAACACCACCGAUGUCCCCAUCGACGCGGGAUGUCUCGGCGUCCGCGCGUCGGCGUCGUCUUCGUCGCCGUCUCCGUCGCGAUACUUUGCGCACUCGCCGCGCGUCGGCGACCUCGUUCUAUUUUCCGGCGCCGCGCUUCACGCCGUGAGCGCGUUUCCUCGCCCCGACGGCGCGAUAAAACCGUCGAACGACGCGGACGAGCACCCGUCGGACGCCGUCCUGCGCGUCUCCGUCGCGUUUAACGUCGAUUGCUAG
Ostreococcus lucimarinus CCE9901 is the source of this 993-nucleotide messenger RNA. RefSeq lists its product with no specific name. The coding region runs from base 1 to 993 and encodes 330 amino acids. The record is from RefSeq and is a predicted model, not a curated record. The transcript has a single exon. Lineage: Eukaryota; Viridiplantae; Chlorophyta; Mamiellophyceae; Mamiellales; Bathycoccaceae.